AUGGGGUGGGGACGGGUAAGAAUUUCUUUUACAACAUCAUUCCGGCCUCCAAAGAGAGUUCGGCUUCCGCAACGUGACCGAAGAGAGAUUCAUUUGGACCGUAAAGAAAUGUCGGCGGACCUGGCCAAAAGAGCUGCAGCCAUCUGUUGUGCAAAACAGGUUCUACAAAAUGGACUGAAGGUUGGGGUUGGAAGCGGGACAACGAUCAAGUAUCUAAUCGACUACGUAAAGGAGAAGAGAGAUCAAGGAGAACUCCAAGACAUUAUUUGUGUACCUACUUCAUUCCAAGUAAGCUCAAUUCGGAAUUAUUGUCUACUGUUUUAGACCAGGAAGUUACUUCAAGAUGCCGGAAUUCCAGUCGCCACACUGGAAACACAUUGGGAUCUGGACAUAGCUAUUGAUGGGGCUGACGAGAUGGACAAGAAUUACAAUUGCAUUAAGGGUGGCGGCGGAUGUCUGACACAAGAAAAGAUUGUCCAAAACUGUGCCCGAGACUUCUUCAUGAUAGCCGAUUCCUCAAAAGCAUCCAAUGUCUUGGGUGAAACGUUCAAAUACAUUCCUUUAGAGGUCAUUCCCUUUGCAUAUGUUCCGGUACAAAAACAGGUAGAAAGGAUUUUUGGUAAGAGAUUACUUUUUGAAGUAUUUUUUCAAAACUGCCUCUCUUUCUGCUUGAUGAUUUUCAGAGACAUGUUAUUGUAGGUGGAAAAUGUGAGCUUCGGAUGGCGAAAAUGAAAUGUGGAGCGGUGAUAACGGAUAACAAUAACUACAUUAUUGAUUGGUACUUCCCCCCUGAGUUAGGGAAUACAGAUUGGAGGGUGGUGGACCAACGUCUCCAUUUAAUUCCGGGAUUAGUGGAGACGGGCCUCUUUGUUGGUGUGGUUAAGAAGGCCUUCUUGGGUAACAAAGAUGGCGGUGUUCAGGAAUUGACGCCCUAA
This is a messenger RNA of Bursaphelenchus xylophilus (pine wood nematode), 935 nucleotides long. NCBI's taxonomy places the organism in Eukaryota, Metazoa, Nematoda, Chromadorea, Rhabditida, Aphelenchoididae. The record is from the annotation of a GenBank genome assembly.